Caenorhabditis elegans is the source of this 206-nucleotide messenger RNA. It is a transcript of the gene Y38E10A.33, whose product is annotated as Nodule Cysteine-Rich (NCR) secreted peptide. Lineage: Eukaryota; Metazoa; Nematoda; Chromadorea; Rhabditida; Rhabditidae. The coding region runs from base 56 to 184 and encodes 42 amino acids. The record is from RefSeq and is marked reviewed. The transcript has 2 exons.
AAACACUCGGGAAAUAAAUUUCUCCGCUGUUUUAUCUAUUUUUGCAAUUUUCCUCAUGAUAACGCCUACAAUUUCAUUCGGUUUUUGCUGGGAAUCUCUAUGCAAUAUUCUUUUCUACUCGUUUUGCCCCACUCAACGUGUCAUUUGCUCGGAGAAAAGCAUUUGUGAAUGUGCUGAAGCAUAAUAAAAUGUUUAAAAUUUUUCUU